AUGAUGUCUUCGGUUUCCUACGAUGCCUCUGCGGCGAGCUCUGGAACUGUGAAUCCCUCAAGUUCGAGUAACGUUGUCCCCUUAAAUGUCGCCGCUACAGCCGCUGCUGCUGCUGCUGCAGGUGCCUAUAUGCGUGGUGGUAUCACUCAGCAAAUCAAUGCCUCUUCUGAUGCCGCUUUUAUGUACCAAUAUGUUUCUCCCCCUCUCUCCUCCUCUUCAUCACCCUACGCAACCACCUCCCGGGACAGAGUCACCCAGUCUGCUGCCAUGCCCGCCCCAUCCUUCCUAGAUUAUGCCGUUGCCACUGGACAGCUGCCUUAUUACUGUCCACAAUACCUUCAGUAUCCCUUACCCGAGGCCUACCAACAACAGAUGUUGGACCCAAGUGGUGCCUACCAACUUUCACCUUCAACUAUUCCACUGGUUACGCAGGACGCCUCCAUUCCACAAGUGGCUCCCACCACUGUUACCACCUCCAGCAGCAGCAGAUCCACUCCAGCCGCCGCCGCCGCCGCUGUGGGCGCCAUUUCGACAACACCGACGACUAACAACAACAUCCCGAAGCGUCGGUUGUCAUCACCGCUGGUUCAGGAGAAGCGUCAUCAACAGCAACAAGUCCAGAUUCAGCAAGCUGGUGUGGAAGCAGCACCAACUGCUGCAUCAGCACCACCGGUUUACGGAAUAGCCGAUUCAUUUCCACAAAGCCGCAACCUAGACACCGACGGUAGCACCAACGGCAACUACUACAACGCCUUUCUCACAGCAGAUCAGCGCCAACAGCAGCAACAACAACAAUAUUACGCUGCUGCUGCAGCUGCGGCUGCUGCCGCUGCUUCCUGUUACCCCGUAGACCUCCAACUCUACACUGCUCCGCAAAUCGCUACAGAUCCCUACUGGACGACUCGUCACCAUCUCGCUUGGUACUCAAGGAGUCACCCUACUCCACCACCACCACCAGCACCACCACAAACUGUCCAACCCCGAGAAGAUCACCAUUCGGCGGCAGCUCUGCAGGACUGUUAUUACUCGGAUUUGGCUACGGCUAUUCAAAACAUGUGUCUCUGUGGUCCUGCUAAUAGUAGCACUGGUGGCGGUGGUGGUGGAAGUGGUGUCCCCAGUGAACGUGGAACCUAUUCACCCAUCCAAUACGCUGGUUGGGGCUAUCCUACAGCAUCUCCAUCAUCGCAGGCGUCGUCAUCGCCCUUUCCAACUCUCUAUGGAACUCUAGGAACCACAGCAGCGCAACAGCAGCAACACCAUCAUCAACAAAAUCGACACGGCCAUCAUCAACACCACCAUCCAGCCUCAAAUCCCGUCGCUGCAGCGGCUGCUGCAGCUGCGGCAGCUGCUGCUGCUGCCUCUCGGUUGCAUCAGACAGAGUUUGAUCCAGAGGAACUGGCGCGUCUGUGUCCUGGAAUAAAUCCACCAGAAUUGGAUCCAAGUUUGGUGUGGCGGACACGCUACUUCGUGAUUAAGUCGAAUUCCACCAGGCAUGUAAUGCUCUCUAUUCAGCACGGAGUAUGGUGCUCCACCCUGGCUGGCAACGAAUGCCUCAACAGAGCCUACCUUUCUAUGCAUCCGAGUCCGAUUGCAUCUUCAUCGUCGUGUUCAACAACAUCUACCUCACAGUUUAUUGAGCAGACUACUGAUGGCACUACCACCAAAACGUCGACGACUUCAUCCACCAGCGGUGGUGGUGGUGGUGGUGAAAUUGCCACAGCAACACCGACGCAGACACCACCUGGUCGCGUCCUCCUCUUCUUCUCCGUCAAUACGUCGGGCUGCUUCUGCGGUGUCGCGGAAAUGACCAGUCCUGUGGACAAAAUGAAACAGUUGGAUAUUUGGCAGGACAAUCGAUGGCGCGGUGCCUUCAAAGUGCGGUGGAUCUAUGCCAAGAACGUUCCGAACCGUCUACUGCGUCACAUUCAAGUUGAGACGGCGGAGAAUCGGGCAGUGACGCACCUUCGAGACACCAACGAGAUUUUGCCCGCAUCAAAAGGCGAGGAAAUGCUUCAGAUCAUUCACAAUAACUGUCCAGCCUGCCAGCGUGUUUCUAUUGUGAUUCCUCUCUUCGAUCGUAUGCGUGCUUGCUUGCUUGCUUGCUUUCUUGUUUGCGUGUACAACUACUUCUGCUCCCUUCCACGCUCCUCACCCCUCCCUUUCCACUCCUCCUCUGGUCGUCUUCUUCGUCCAGCCCAAUCGAUCUCCACUCUGCCUGUGAUUCCAGCACCUCAUUCAUCUGCCAUCCACUCAAUUUGUCCAUCUCCUCAGCGCCUAGCCAAACACCAUAUGUGCCUUUCCUUAAGACUAUAUGAUGAUGUUAACGUUGAUGCAACGGAACUUUCACGUUCUGUGUACCCUCACCUUCCUCCGCCCCACCUCCCUUCCCUUCGUUCCACUAUCCCCUUUUCUUCUGGUAUUCUUAGCUCCCUUGUCUAUUUCUGUGUCCUCUUCUUCUCCCUUCCUCUAUCCCCCUACCCUUCCCUCUUUUAA
Molecule: messenger RNA, 2493 nt
Organism: Hydatigera taeniaeformis
Lineage: Eukaryota; Metazoa; Platyhelminthes; Cestoda; Cyclophyllidea; Taeniidae
Source: the annotation of a GenBank genome assembly